This is a messenger RNA of Chelonia mydas (Green sea turtle), 519 nucleotides long. Its product is annotated as cAMP-specific 3',5'-cyclic phosphodiesterase 4B-like. The record is from RefSeq and is a predicted model, not a curated record. The transcript has 3 exons. NCBI's taxonomy places the organism in Eukaryota, Metazoa, Chordata, Testudines, Cheloniidae. Bases 241 to 519 code for a protein of 92 amino acids.
CCCCGCUCCUGUCGCCGGCUCGGCCCCCGGCCGUCAACAAAGGGCGAGCGGCUGCUCCGCCGGGCUGGGGCGCAGCCGCGCCGUGGGGACGCGCAGCCGGGGAGCCGCUCCUAGCCGGCCCAGCGAGGCUCCCGACAGGCAGGAGAGAGCAGCGUUUAACUCCGGCCCUUGCCCCGUGUCCUGGGGCCGUGCGGCUGGCGGGUGGCUGAGAGCAGAGGAGACCCCAGGCUGGACAGGGACAUGAAGAAGAGCCGGAGUGUCCUGGCUGUGACAGUGGACGAGAAGCCCAAGGACCUGCUGGACCCCGGGCUCUGCAGCCGGUCCUACACCGCGGGCGGCAUGCUGGGUGCGGAGCUGCGGCGUGGCCGGCGCCGGCUCUCCUCCAGCCUGCAGGUGCCGCCGUGGAAACCCCUGGACCGGGCGCGAUCACCGGAGCCCGACAGCGUCCAGAGGCCGACCACCCUGCCCCUGCGCAUCCCGCCCCGCAUCGCCAUCACCCACGCUGAGCCGGACAGGUAG